Cadophora gregata is the source of this 1740-nucleotide messenger RNA. RefSeq lists its product as uncharacterized. Gene Ontology annotation, cellular component: nucleolus. Bases 1 to 1740 code for a protein of 579 amino acids. Gene Ontology annotation, biological process: rRNA base methylation. Gene Ontology annotation, molecular function: methyltransferase activity. The record is from RefSeq and is a predicted model, not a curated record. NCBI's taxonomy places the organism in Eukaryota, Fungi, Ascomycota, Leotiomycetes, Helotiales, Ploettnerulaceae. The transcript is spliced from 2 exons.
AUGCGGAAAUACUACGUCUUGAGCACAAAGCAAUUGACACCGAUCCUCUCAAUUCUUCUCGUUCACGAUCUUCUAUUGGCGAAACGAGGUAUCGCUCUUCCAGCGACCCAUGGAUUGCGGACCAGCGUCGAGCGGCAUAAGGGUAGACUUCACGCCGAGUUUGUGAAGGCUCGGGUCAGGAGGAAGGUCAGCUCCGUGGAAGCGUUCAAGGCUUUUGUCGAGGGAGGGUUGGAGAAUGGUUCAGAUACUUCGGAUGCGCCAUAUCCACGCUGGGUCCGGAUCAACACCUUAAAGACAUCACUGGAGGAACAACUGGAGACGACUUUUGCUGGAAUGGAGCGUGCUACAUCAAUUGCGGCCGUACGAAAGCGGGGAGCUAAGCGGCUAUUCAUAGAUGGCAAUAUCCCAAAUUUGGUUGCUGUUUCACCAAAUGUUGAUCUUUCCAAGAGCGAUGCAUACAAAGCUGGGUGCAUCAUAUUUCAAGAUAAGGCAUCUUGCUUUCCAGCGUAUUUGCUCGAUCCUCUACCUCAAGAUGGCAACAUUAUCGACACAUGCUCCGCUCCGGGCAACAAGACAACACAUCUUGCUGCAAUUGUCAUGGAACAUAGCUCAGAGCCCGACGAGUGCUCACAAACUAUCCACGCCUUUGAGAAGAAUAAAGGAAGAGCCGAAACGCUGGAGAAGAUGAUCAACCUGGCCGGUUCACACACUUUCACCAAGCUUCACCCGGGACAUGAUUUUUUGAAAUCAGACCCAAAGUCCUCCGCCUUCAAGAAGGUAGGAGCUCUUCUCCUCGAUCCCAGUUGCUCUGGAAGCGGAAUUAUCGGCCGAGACGAUAUGCCAGAACUACACCUCCCUGUCCUUAAACAAGCAGCACCAAAACAUGGAUCACGCCCUCCUAAAAGAAGUGCGAAGCCCUCAUCUACAAAGGCACCGGAAACAACAGCCGAGACGAGGAAGAGAAAGCGUGAGGACCACGAUGCCUCAAUGGAUGUCAUGGUCGACGAUGAUGGAGAAGUUACAGCUAUUAAUUCGGAGGAUGAGCUGAAGAAUCGCUUGGAAGCUCUUUCCAAUUUUCAACUGGAGCUUCUUCUUCAUGCAUUCAAAUUUCCAGCAGCCCAGAAGAUUACGUACUCAACCUGUUCGCUCCAUGCCGAGGAGAACGAGAAUGUCGUUCAGAAAGCCCUGGAGCACCCAGUUGCUAAGCAAGCUGGCUGGCGAAUUCUUAAGCGUGACGAGCAGAUCAGAGGUAUGAAGGAGUGGCCUGUUCGAGGAUCUCGAGAAGCCUGUGCGGUCAAUCAAGAGCUGGCAGAGAGCUGCAUCAGAGCGAACAAAGAUGACGAGCAUGGCACAAUGGGAUUCUUUCUGGCAGGGUUCAUUAGAGAUUCGAGCUCAACGGUCGAGAUACACACUAAGCUCCUUCGGGAUGAGCGUGGUCAUCUUAUCCGAGAUGUUAUGGGCUUCCCUGUCCUAGAGGAUUCGCAGGAUAUGGAGAUGGUAGGUUUCGAAGAAGGCCCGGAGGUUGAGGUCCCUGAGGGAGACCAUGAGUGGGUCGGCUUUGAGGAGGAGGAAGAGAACUCAAAAACGAUCACACAUGCUAAGGCAAAUAAGUUACCCGCUCCAUCAGCGGAGAAGUCCUCAAAACCCACGAAAGCCCCUGUAAACAAACACGCUCAUAGUGCCCUGAAGAAGCGCACGCAGCUUGUCAGGCCAGACAAAAAGAGAAAGAAAGCAAAGUAG